Artibeus jamaicensis (Jamaican fruit-eating bat) is the source of this 624-nucleotide messenger RNA. RefSeq names its product fatty acid binding protein 2 (gene FABP2). The coding region runs from base 159 to 557 and encodes 132 amino acids. The record is from RefSeq and is a predicted model, not a curated record. Gene Ontology annotation, molecular function: fatty acid binding. Gene Ontology annotation, cellular component: cytosol; nucleus. The transcript has 4 exons. Gene Ontology annotation, biological process: fatty acid transport. NCBI's taxonomy places the organism in Eukaryota, Metazoa, Chordata, Mammalia, Chiroptera, Phyllostomidae.
ACACUGGCUUGGCCUUCUGUGUAUUCGGGCGACCUCCUGAACUUCGAACUGCCAUAUCACACAGCACAAGUCGAGUCUAAGAUAAGAAGCAGGAUAACUUCCCUCCCAAGGUCGGCCCUGGAGCUCAGACUUCCUAGAGGCUGACUCUGCUGCAGACCAUGGCGUUCGACGGGACUUGGAAGAUAGACCGGAAUGAGAACUAUGACAAGUUCAUGGAAAAAAUGGGCAUCAACGUGGUGAAGAGGAAGCUGGCAGCUCAUGACAACCUGAAACUGACGCUCACACAAGAAGGGAACAAGUUCACAGUCAAAGAAUCAAGCACUUUCCGGAACACCGAAAUCGUCUUUGAGCUUGGCGUUGCUUUUACUUACAGCCUGGCGGACGGAACUGAACUCAGCGGGACCUGGAACCUGGAGGGAGGUAAACUUGUUGGAAAAUUCAAACGGGUGGACAACGGAAAGGAGCUGAACGCUGUCCGCGAGGUGGUCGGAGGCGAGAUGGUGCAGACCUACGUGUACGAGGGAGUCGAGGCCAAGAGGAUCUUCAAGAAGGAGUGAGUGCCGCCUGCCCGGGGGCUCAGCCCAGAGCCAGCGGACGCAGGGCCCACAUCGGCCCUGACCCGCC